This is a messenger RNA of Homarus americanus (American lobster), 2381 nucleotides long. Its product is annotated as pollen-specific leucine-rich repeat extensin-like protein 3. The transcript is spliced from 3 exons. The record is from RefSeq and is a predicted model, not a curated record. Bases 106 to 747 code for a protein of 213 amino acids. Lineage: Eukaryota; Metazoa; Arthropoda; Malacostraca; Decapoda; Nephropidae.
GGUGCAGAGGUCGCGGCUGGGACAUAAAUACAGCGAUGGAGGAAGGUGAGGCAUUAGUUCCAUCCAAGACACCAGUCAGCCCACAAGCCAGGUGCACAGAGAAUCAUGUGGAAGGUUGUAUUGCUAGUUAGCUUCGCGAGUGCUGUUCUGCAGACAGCAGAGGCGCAGAGCUUACCCUUCCCGGGCUACAUCUCCGCAGAGAGUGUCAGGGCCAAACCACCCAGAGGGGACGGCCAAGCCAAUGACAUCUAUAUUCACCUGGAGAGGCCACCACAACUGAAAGAGAACCAGGUGGUGUUCUAUCCUCGCCACCUCGCCGGAUUCGGUUUUGAGAAGGGCAAGGACCCCGAGUCACCCGAGUACCAGAUCCACGACGCCACCAAUGAGAACCUUGGGCAAAGUGACAAGCACAGUAAGCACGACAAGCAUAGCAAGCACUCACACGUUGACCACCAGCACCACAGCAACAAGGGCAGCAGCGGCGGCAGUGGCAAGAAACUCAGAGCCACUGCCCCUGCACAGGAGGUUAUUACCGCCCCUCCAACUCCCCCUCCCCAUGUCCUUCAUCCACGACCCAGCUUCCCACCCCCUCCUCCUCCCCAGUUCUCAGUAAACUCACAUCGUCUCUCUCCCAGUUCUUACCCUCCCCCGCCUCCCCCUUCAUCCUACAACGAGUACCCUUCUCCUCCUCAUCCUGGGCACUACCCCAACCGUCCCCUGGCUUAUCCUCCUCGCUACUCCCGCUAAGGAUAAUCUCUAACAUCCUCCCCCUACACUCCCUUUUGUAAAUAUCCCUCCAUGCUGAGUCCUGCUGACCCCUUUGACAAGUCCCGAGAAAAAAAUCUUUCAUAUGUGCUUUAGUCCCGGUGCUCCUUACUCCUUACCAUCCUUUCAGCCUCAAGCCUUAGAUAAAUCCUACGCUCCGUUUGCCUUUAUCCUUGCUAGUUUCUAAAUCAUAGCUGAUAUACUACAGCCUCAUCAUAGAGUCCGGUAUUCAAACGUCUUAUACCCAUUCUAGGAACCCGAGAAUGCUAUCUUCCAAUGCCCUCCCGAGGAAUCCAAAAUCUUUCCCUACCUCGCUCACUCAGAUGCCAUCCUAUGGAAGAAGCGAGUAUAGAAUCCUUCCACGUCAUCCUUGAACCCACCCUAAGCGUUAUCUUACCUAACCUAACCUAACCUUCCAGGAUAUUACGCAUCCUACGAGACUCUUAGUAACAACGUCCAUCCUAGGACUUUCAUUACGUACAUCCUGCUUUUUUAUCCUCAAAUUCCUGGAAUAUUCUUGGUCUCCAUGCAAUCCUUCCCUAUCCUCCUUCAAGCAAUCUUGCAACACUUGCACCAUUCCUCAAGCACCCCAACCAUGCUCUUAUCGUCCAAGCAAUCCCAUAACGCCUUCAUCCUCUAAGCAAUCCUGCAAGACCCUCAUCCUCCAAGCAAUUUAAUACCGCAUUCAUCCUUCAAGCAUUCCUGGAACGCCUCUAUCCUCAAAGCAAUCCUACCCCACCGUCAUCCUUAAAGCAUUCCCAAAACACCCUCAUCCUCCAAGCAAUCCCAUAUCGCCUUCAUCCUUCAAGCAAUGCUGCAAGACCCUCAUCCUCCCUGCAAUUUAAUAACGCAUUCAUCCUUCAAGCAUUCCUGCAGCGCCCUUAUCCUCCAAACAAUCCUACGCCGCCCUCAUCCUUUAAUGCAAUCCCACAAGACCUUCAUCCUCCAAGCAAUCAUGCAAGACCCCAUCCCCCAAGCAAUUUAAUAACACAUUCAUCGUUUAAGCAAUCCUGAGUCAUCUGCAUCCUCCACAACACUUGCAUCCUCCUCCCAAAAAUCCUGAAGGAACUGCAUCCUUCUCCGAGCUACCCUGCAAGGCCUCCAUCAUCCUCCAAGCUACCCUACAAGGCCUCCCUCAACCUCCAAGAACUCCCCAAGGGCCUUCAUCAUCCUCCAAGCAAUCCUACAUGGACUCCAACAUCCUCCAAGCAAUCCUACAUGGCCCCCAUCGUCCUCCAAGCAGUCUUCGAGGCCUCCAACUCCCAAAUCAUCCUGCAACACCCCCCUCAUCCUUCAUGUCAUCCUCAAUGGUUGGACCGGCAAGAAUAAGGGCAUACACAAGAGGGCAUUUUAUACUAUGUGAUAUUAAUAUUUACAAAUAUUUAUAAUAUGUAUACUAUGUCAAGAAUUAUGUACACAUGCACAUAAUGUAUAUUGUGGUAAUUUAUGAAUCUAAUAUACGGUGCUGAAAAAGGUGAAAAUCUUUAAAAAAAAUUAUAUAUAUCUUGUAUAAUAAACGUGUGAUUGUUGCCAUGAGUAGUCGCGCUGAGUGAAAGAAUGUCAUAAGUGUCGAAGUUCUAUUUAACAAUAUGCACUAAUAAACCUUAGUGAAAAUA